GUCAAUAUUCUGGAACACGUGGUUUAUUUUUAUUGGAAGUAGCUACGCAUACAUCCAAGGUGCAUUCUUUUUAAAGGAGAAACACUGUCGGGAUCGGAAAAUUGGGGAAUUUUUCAUAGGUGCUGUUAAUAUCGAUCGGACUCAGAAAAAAUGAUGCGGUUGCGUACAUAUGCGAGCCUUAGUUUGGUUGCUACCAUAGCAGUUAUUUAUCAUGCGUUCAACAGUAGAGGCCAGUUUUAUCCAGCUAUGGUUUACUUGUCGACCUCUAAGAUCAAUUUGGUGCUGCUUCUCAACAUGGGUCUAGUUAUUAUGUGCAUGUUGUGGCAAUUGACUAAAAGUAUUUUCCUUGGUUCCCUCCGAGAAGCUGAAGUUGAAAGAUUGAAUGAGCAGUCAUGGAGAGAAGUUAUGGAAAUCCUCUUUGCUAUCACUAUUUUCAGGCAGGACUUCUCAGUGACAUUUCUUGCUAUGGUCACUGCUUUGUUGUUAAUCAAGGCAUUACAUUGGUUAGCUCAAAAGAGGGUUGAGUACAUUGAGACAACCCCAUCAGUGCCGACAUUGUCUCACAUCCGGAUAGUGUCAUUUCUGGGGUUUCUUCUUCUUUUAGACAGUCUGUUUUUGUACAGUUCCGUUAAGUUUUUGAUAGAAACUCGCCAGGCAUCUGUUUCUCUCUUCUUCUCCUUUGAGUAUAUGAUACUAGCAACAACAACGAUCUCUACUUUUGUAAAAUAUAUUUUCUAUGUGAGCGACAUGCUAAUGGAAGGACAAUGGGAAAAAAAGGCUGUCUACACCUUCUAUUUGGAACUUAUUCGAGAUUUGCUUCACUUGUCAAUGUACCUCUGCUUCUUCCUUGUGAUUUUCAUGAACUAUGGUGUACCUUUGCACUUAAUAAGGGAGCUUUAUGAGACAUUCAGGAACUUCAAAAUUCGUGUUGCUGAUUACAUUCGUUACCGGAAGAUCACUUCCAAUAUGAAUGAUCAGUUUCCAGAUGCCACACCUGAAGAGCUCAAUGCAAGUGAUGCCACCUGUAUUAUUUGUCGUGAAGAAAUGACCACAGCCAAAAAAUUAAUCUGUGGGCAUCUGUUUCAUGUUCAUUGUCUUCGUUCAUGGUUGGAGAGGCAACAUACUUGUCCUACAUGCAGAGCCCUAGUUGAACCAUCUGAGAGUGGAGUGCAACAUGGAUCACAAUCAGAUACACGUCGGCAGGGGACUGGCAGCACAACUACAGGACCGCAGGGCUCAGUCAGCAGUGUGCCAGAUGAUAAUUUGGGCGAGCAUCAGGCUAGACUCCAAGAAGCAGCAGCAGCUGCUGCUGCUGUAUAUGAGAAAUCUUUUGUUUACCCUUCUGCUAACACGCUUGUGUGGUCUCCUGGGUACGUCUUUCUCCCUCAAGCUCAAAGGCCUUUGGCUGAUGCUGCUAAUGGAGAGUCAAACAGAGGACAAUCACAGCGGGAGUCUGCAUUCCAUGGGCCUUCAAACUUGUCCAUGCCGCAAUUUCCCCAUGUCUUUGUACCCUUUCAGGUACCUGGUGCCAAUGCAAAUUCUGGAGAUAUGUUGGGCAGUAUACCAAGCUCCGAGUUGGAAGCUCAGAAAAAGCUAAUUCAACACCAGAUUGAGGUCCUGCAAAGGCAGCUUCAACUUCUACAUCAGCCAAAAGGUGAGGAUAGGUUGCAUAUGGAUCCAACACCAUCAUCAGAAAGCAAAGGCAAGACAGUCGUAUCAUCAUCUUCAACCCCAUCAGACUUUAGUCAUCAUGGAGAGAGUGAUCUGUAGUCCUUGAGCAAAUUGUAGAUGUAUUAUGAGACCAAAUGGAGUGUUGUUUAUAUAGAGCAAAACAAGAUUUAGAAAAGAUGCCACCAUUACUCACAAACGUAGCACUCCCCCCGGGUGUUGUCGUUUUCUUUUUUUCUUUCUUUUCAAUUUAUUCUUCUCUCCUGUAACGUUUUUAAAAUGAAAGAAUAAAAAGUUCUUUGCAGAGAGAAAUGUUUCUUUUACAUUUUUC
Molecule: messenger RNA, 1999 nt
Organism: Manihot esculenta (cassava)
Lineage: Eukaryota; Viridiplantae; Streptophyta; Magnoliopsida; Malpighiales; Euphorbiaceae
Product: ERAD-associated E3 ubiquitin-protein ligase HRD1B
Exons: 8
Coding region: 151-1770 (539 amino acids)
Source: RefSeq, a predicted model, not a curated record